Messenger RNA from Erinaceus europaeus (western European hedgehog), 3540 nucleotides. It is a transcript of the gene ZNF512, whose product is annotated as zinc finger protein 512. Lineage: Eukaryota; Metazoa; Chordata; Mammalia; Eulipotyphla; Erinaceidae. Gene Ontology annotation, molecular function: zinc ion binding. Bases 60 to 1757 code for a protein of 565 amino acids. The transcript has 15 exons. The record is from RefSeq and is a predicted model, not a curated record.
AAGUGGCGUCGGUGUGGCCGGAGCCCUGGGUUGGAGUGGUUAGGCGUGGAGAGGGAGUGAUGACUUCCAGGCUCGGUGCAGUCCCCGCCACUCCGGGACCCACGGCUUUUAAGCAGCAGAGGAGCUCGAGGAUCGUGGGAGCUAAGAAUAGCAGGACCCAGUGCUCCAUAAAGGAUAAUAGUUUCCAGUACACUGACCCUCACGAUGACUCCUUGAGUGGCUCAUCGUCUGCCUCCUCCUGUGAACCAGCCAGUGACUUUCCAGCCUCUUUGCAAAAAUCUACCUGCUGGAUGAAGAUGAGAAGGGUCAAGCCAGCUGCUGCUUCCCCUGUUGAAGGUGGAGUAUCAGCCAAAGGAAAAAGAAAGCCCAGGCAGGAAGAGGAUGAAGACUACCGGGAAUUCCCUCAGAAGAAGCACAGGCUAUAUGGGAGGAAGCAACGACCUAAAACUCAGCCUAAUCCCAAACCUCAGACACGUCGUAUUCGGAAGGAACCACCAAGUUACGCUGCAGGCAGUUUGGAGGAGCAGUGGUACUUGGAAAUCGUGGAUAAAGGCAGUGUCUCCUGUCCUACCUGCCAGACAGUAGGAAGAAAAACCAUAGAGGGCCUAAAGAAACACAUGGAAAAUUGCAAACAGGAAAUGUUUACUUGUCACCAUUGUGGGAAACAGCUUCGUUCAGUGGCAGGGAUGAAGUAUCACGUCAUGGCAAAUCAUAAUAGUUUGCCCAUUUUGAAGACUGGUGAUGAAAUAGACGAGCCAAGUGAGAGGGAGCGGCUCCGAACAGUCCUGAAGAGACUGGGCAAGCUUAGGUGCAUGCGUGAGAGUUGCUCGAGUAGCUUCACUAGCAUCAUGGGAUAUAUGUACCAUGUCAGAAAAUGUGGCAAAGGGGCUGCAGAGCUGGAGAAGUUGGCCCUGAAAUGUCAGCACUGUGGGAAGCCAUACAGAUCCAAAGCUGGACUUUCAUACCACCUGAGGUCAGAACAUGCACCUAUCUCCUUAUUUCCAGAGUCAGGACAGCCAGAGUGCUUAAAGGAGAUGAGCCUGGAGCCAAAGUGCGGAGGCCGAGUUCAGAGGCGGUCGGCCAAGAUAGCGGUCUACCACCUACAGGAGCUGGCCUCUGCUGAACUGGCCAAGGACUGGCCCAAGAGGAAGGUGCUUCAGGACCUGGUACCUGAUGAUCGGAAGCUAAAAUAUACUCGCCCUGGUCUACCCACCUUCAGCCAGGAGUUACUACACAAAUGGAAAUUAGAUGUCAAAAAGUAUCAUCGCAUUCAGUGUCCUAACGAGGGAUGUGAGGCUGUCUACAGUAGUGUAUCAGGCCUUAAAGCUCACCUGGGCUCUUGUACAUUGGGAAACUUUGUGGCUGGAAAAUACAAGUGUCUUCUUUGUCAAAAAGAAUUUGUGUCAGAGAGUGGUGUCAAGUAUCACAUCAACUCUGUCCACGCUGAGGAUUGGUUCAUUGUAAACCCCACAACAACCAAAAGUUUUGAAAAGCUGAUGAAGAUCAAGGAGCGGCAGCAAGAAGAGGAGAAGCGGAGGCAGCAACACAGGAGCAGAAGGUCCCUGAGGAGGCGGCAGCAAGCCAGCGUCGAGCUUCCUGAGGCAGAGCUGAGUCUUAAAGUAGGGAAGGAUCAGAGGAGGAAUAAUGAGGAACUGCUGGUGUCGGCCUCCUGUAAAGAAGCAGAGCAGGAGCCAGUGCCAGCACAGCUCCAGAAAGGAAGGCCCCCAAAGACGAAUCAGAAGCGAGGAAGGAAAUAGGCAGGCGUGUGAAAGCACUCCCAGUGGAGGAUCGGGUGCUCUGGCCAUGGGGACUGUGCUGGGAGGACCAACUGAAGGGGGCUGAGCAAAGAGAAGUGUUCUCUUUCAGCUGCUUGUGUAGGCUGUGACAUUCUCAGCUCCCUCCUCUUGUGUAAAUUUCACGGUUUGCCCCACUUAAUUCAUUUACACACACACACACACACACACACACACACACACACACACACACCCACCCACCCUUCCCUUUUGGAUAGCUUUCCCUGCUGUUCUUCACUGGAGCCCUCUUGUUUUUCCUCUUAUCUUGCCCAAAGAACUCCUUCUCAGGCCGAGUGUAGGCCCUUCUUGCCCUGUACGAAACAUAAGAGACCUGUUUGGUUGUCCUUUCCUUCCAGGGGUGUAGAAUGUUCUUAGAAGCUCCACUGAUUUAGUAUUGACACCAUAAACUAGCUUAUAAAACAACUCUGAACUUUUUUCACCAUACGGUUUGAUCAUUUUGCAUUUGUGAUAUGAUAAGUUUACACUUGAGGUCUGUUGUCUCUUGAUGGGGUUUCUUGCCCUGUCUCCUUGGGAAACAUAGGCUGUGCAGAAACUUCUGUCAACCUGGCUUUAGGAAUAAAAGCAGGAAAGUGGACUUAAGAUGAGAAAGUUAGAUCCUCCCUGCACUGACUUUACUAAGAGAUGCUUUUUUUCCAAGUGGGACUAGCUAGACCCACAAGCAUGAAAUCAGUCUUAGGAAUAAACUGUUUCAGACAUGAGAAUGACAGGAGAGAAGAAAGUAGAAGAAGCAAUAAAUACUGCCCCAACUUUCCUGGGGCCCAGGACCUCCUUUCUUGCUAUUUUCAGUGCCCUUCUGUAGCUUGUUUAGAAAGUAUUUAAAAACAGUCCUCAGUUUGAAGGACAGAGAAAUACCACAUGGCCCCUGAUGUUCUGACACAGUUGCCUGAUGUUCUGACACAGUUGCCUGAUGUUCCUCAUCAUGGCACUAAAAUUGGAAGCUAAGGUGCUCAUUCUUUAUCCCCUGGACUUGACCCUCACUUGUGAGUCCCCUUGUGCUGCCCCACUACUGCCCCCAAGUCCUCAGUCCUCCUUUGACCAGUCUCUUUGAAUUUUCUGAGAAUAUUGUCCUCUGCCCUUACUUAUAUGUGUUCUGUCCUCUUUGUAUCCUGAGACUUUGACACCAGAUGUAGAUACUUGUCUGGAUUUGGAGAGAAAAGUUUUUUUCUGUACCUCACACCUACCUGGUAAUGUCUAAUGGGCUGUUUCUCUUUGAAGUUGGCUUUCUUUGAAGCCUUGGUUAAAACAGCUCUAUUGUUGUGUUUCUGAAUUCUCUUUCCUUUUCUCAUAAAUUCUGGUCUUAUGUAUUCUGGUCUUAUGUAUUCUUGCUAAAUUUUUGCACUUGCCACAUAAAAAGCAAGGAGCCCGUCACCUAAUAUGAAGAAGAUACUACCUUCCCAAAUUCUGGAAGACUGUUACCACUCUAAACCCAUUCUCUGUGCUCCUCCAUAUAGCUUUAAAAUGUGGGCUUUUUGUGAAGACCACUUUCAAACAAGGGAGCACUUAAACCCAGCUUGGAUACUGUCACAAUCGGUAGUUUUGAGACACAUGAAGGAUACGGUAUUUCCACUCACCGUUUUCAUUGAUAGUUGCACCCUUUAAAGCCCUUUCUGUAGAUGAAGAUUGUCAGGGAGGAGAAAUGAAGAAGCUAUGUUAAUUUCUGGUGAGUAAGACUUGGGGGAAUGUUUGACAAUGACAAAAGGAAUAAAUUUCUCUCAUUUGGAAUGUU